AUUUAAUUGUAUUAUAUUUAAAUAAGUGAAAGGGAGUGAAGGACUUGUAUCCCAUAUUAUGUUUUGAUUGAUUUAUUGAUAUAUUGUCAAUAUGGAAUAUGCAAUUUUCUAAUGUGCUCAUUGAUAAGAGCCAGCCCAUGAUAGGAAAUAUCCUCAUAUAGAUGAUUGCCAUGGGUCAUUGAUUGACAUCACUUCACUGCACUCUGCAUUUUCUUCUGUCCUCUUUCUACAGGAGCUAACCCAACCUAUCUGAUUUCACAUUCCAAAAUCUUAAUCUUCUUUAGGAUGGGAUCCUCUUUAACAAACUUGAAGUUUUCAAUAGGACCGAUGAUACCCCUUUCUUAUCCUAUCACUCACUUGCCCAAAUUCUUGUUUUGAGUUCUACAACCUGAUUUACCGCACUGGCGCCAUUCAACUUCAAAGCGCAAGCAUACUUUCUUAAUUAGGGGUUAUGUUCUUGCAGUUUGUUUGGCAAUAUAAUCCCACUCGAUAGAACUGGGUACUAUAUAAAGGUUUACAUUGUAACCUAAUUAAAAUGUUUCUAGCCUAGCUUACAAAACACAAUAUUAUAUACUGUAAUAGUAAUAGAUAUAUCUACGGUCUAGAUAUCUCAGUCAGCUAUUUUACGUGAAUAUACAGCCACAAUUCUUGAUUCCUCCACCAAUGCUCGAGAAGAGGAACAGGCACCUGGGUGCGCUUUGGUUCCAUGAUGGAUUAUUGCUAUUCAUUACCACCCAGGGCGCGCUCGGCACGCUUCGACCAAGCAAGACAUAAAACAAAGAGUUCGCCGACCAGAUUGAAUCAACCUCUGAAGGAGGGGGGAUAGAGUAAACAGAGAGGACCAGGUAACAGUACCCAACCUGAGACGAAUUGCAAAGGAAAAUCAGAGUAUCUGCAAACAGUUUAUUUUCACAGGGUCAGCAGAGAACUGAAUAGUAACGGUAUCUAUUUUUUUUCUGUAAGUAUCGACUACUAUAGCAAACAAUUACAUCUGAAAUGGACCGUAAAAUUGCAGACUUCUCUGGGAUGUGGAAAAUGAAGACUUCUGAAAACUUUGAAGAACUCCUGAAAGCAUUGGGUGUGAACGUGUUUGUCAGGAAGAUAGCCGUGGCUGCAGCCUCCAGGCCUGCAGUAGAGAUCACCCAGCAGGGAGAGAGCCUCUCCAUCCAGACCUCCACCAGCGUACGCACCACCCAUGUCUCCUUCACCGUGGGACAGUCCUUCAAUGAGACCACAGUGGACGGACGCCUCUGCACGAGUACCCCUCGCUGGGAGACAGAUAGCAAGAUCAGCUGUGAGCAGAUUUUGCAUAAAGGGGAGGGCCCUAAGACUGCCUGGACCCGUGAAGUGACCAAUGAUGGUGAACUGAUUUUGAUAAUGAGCGCUGGGGAUGUCGUGUGCACCAGAGUGUAUCAACGAGAAUGAAAACUUUCAAGACUGUCAAACUUUUCACUUUGUGCCUCUUUUUUCACAUUUCUUAAUUUCUACCUUUUCCGUUUGCUUAUUUAAUCUUCCAGUCAUUCAGAUUAUGGUUAACAAGACGUCAGUGGUGUGCUUUUUGUCAGACAGAGUUUGACUCUUGUGAAAGCCUUGUGUCAGUUUUUUUUGAUGUGUCAGUUUUAUGUUCUCGUAUUAGCUUGUAAUGGUAUCAUUCUUCAUACACAACCAAAGCUGUAUUUAUUCUCAGUAUAACGCAUGAAAACCCAUCCAUAUUUUUGUUCAAAUUCCUUUACCAAAACAAAUGUUAACCAUCCUCAAAAUGUUGUUAAAACAAUUACAAAUUGAUAACGUAUUUCCAAAA
Molecule: messenger RNA, 1801 nt
Organism: Salmo salar (Atlantic salmon)
Lineage: Eukaryota; Metazoa; Chordata; Actinopteri; Salmoniformes; Salmonidae
Gene: crabp2b
Product: cellular retinoic acid binding protein 2, b
Molecular function (GO): lipid binding
Source: RefSeq, a predicted model, not a curated record